Molecule: messenger RNA, 4485 nt
Organism: Bombus terrestris (buff-tailed bumblebee)
Lineage: Eukaryota; Metazoa; Arthropoda; Insecta; Hymenoptera; Apidae
Gene: Cbl
Product: E3 ubiquitin-protein ligase CBL-B
Exons: 8
Coding region: 287-2530 (747 amino acids)
Biological process (GO): cell surface receptor signaling pathway; negative regulation of epidermal growth factor-activated receptor activity
Cellular component (GO): plasma membrane; membrane raft
Molecular function (GO): receptor tyrosine kinase binding; phosphotyrosine residue binding; calcium ion binding
Source: RefSeq, a predicted model, not a curated record
UCGUGUCAGUGUAGACUCGUAGGUAUCCGGUGUUGUCAGUACGGAGUGGAAAGAGUAGGAUGCGGUAUCGUACAACGUUAUGGUAUAUCUCGUGGCUGCGACUUCGUGAGAAGGUCGUCGAGGUAAUGAACGCGUCUCGUUGAAGGAAAUGCAGUAUAUUGUACCACGCGAGUGCAGGGCAAGCUAACCUAAAGUAAGGUGUCGGUGGGUUUGUCGAAGGUGAAGUGUAAAAGUGCGCGGGACUCGCAUCGAGAGCGAGCACCAAGGAGUCCCGGUGUCGUGGGAUAUGCACGCACACGUCAAGAUGUCGUCGGGAGGACAUAGCAGUCGUACUCGAGCUGUACACAUAGGUUCGAUCUUCCAGAAGCUUCAUGGUCGUUUUGCUGAUCCUAUGACACUGCCGAAACUUUCGACCGACAAGCGAAUGUUGGAUAAGACCUGGAAACUUAUGGACAAGGUAGUCAAGUUAUGUCAACAUCAGAGGAUGAAUUUGAAAAAUUCGCCACCGUUUAUCCUGGAUAUUCUACCAGAUACGUAUCAACGAUUGAGACUGAUAUAUAGCAAAUACGAAGACAGGAUGCAGGUGUUACAUAGCAACGAACACUUUUGUGUAUUCAUCAACAACCUUAUGAGAAAGUGCAAGCAAGCGAUCAAAUUGUUCAAGGAAGGCAAAGAAAAGAUGUUCGAUGAAACGUCGCAUUAUCGUAGAAAUUUGACCAAACUUAGCCUUGUUUUUAGCCACAUGCUGUCUGAAUUGAAGGCCAUUUUCCCAAAUGGUGUGUUUGCUGGACAUAAAUUCCGUAUUACUAAAGCAGAUGCGGCCGAGUUCUGGAAAGAAAGCUUUGGAAUCAGUACGCUGGUUCCAUGGAAAGUUUUCAAAGACAAGUUAAAUGAAGUUCAUCCAAUAAGUUCUGGAUUACAAGCCAUGGCAUUAAAAUCUACGAUAGAUCUUACGUGCAAUGAUUAUAUCUCAAACUUUGAAUUCGAUGUAUUUACGAGGUUAUUUCAACCAUGGUCUACACUUCUUCGUAACUGGAAAAUUCUGGCUGUGACACAUCCUGGAUAUGUAGCUUUUCUUACUUAUGACGAAGUGAAAGCACGUUUACAAAAGUAUUGUAGUACUAGACCUGGAAGUUAUGUAUUCAGACUAAGUUGCACGAGGUUAGGACAGUGGGCUAUCGGUUAUGUUACAUCAGAUGGUGAUAUCCUUCAAACAAUACCUCACAACAAAAGUCUUUGUCAAGCACUGCUAGAUGGAUAUAGGGAAGGAUUCUACUUAUACCCUGAUGGCCGUAAUAUAAAUCCAGAUUUAACAUGGGCAGUUCAACCCACUCCUGAAGAACACAUAAAAGUCACAGCAGAACAGUAUGAAUUAUAUUGCGAAAUGGGUAGUACAUUCCAAUUAUGUAAAAUUUGUGCAGAGAAUGACAAAGAUGUGAGGAUAGAACCUUGCGGACAUCUUCUUUGUACUCCGUGUCUCACAGCUUGGCAGGAUUCUGAGGGACAAGGUUGUCCAUUUUGUCGAGCUGAAAUUAAAGGGACUGAACAAAUAGUAAUCGAUCCGUUCGAUCCACGAAGAACACAUCGACCGGGAACACAAUCAGCAUCUGCUAGUAAUGCGUCGACUCCCACACGGGAUCUUGACCCGGACACCGAGGAAAUCAUGGAUUUGUGUAACGGUCACUGUGGAUUAAUGUGUUACGAUUCGGAUGAAGAAGAAGAUUCCAGUCCAACAAACUCGCCAGUUUCGACACGAAGAAUUGUGCCAAGCCCGCCGCUACCUCCUCGACGACCCUCUCCAUCCCCCACGCCAAAUAAUCAUUUGAGGAAUGGUCGCCUGUUAACUGUUCCAAAAGAGAAUGCUCCACCACCGCCUUCAUCGACAGCUCAAACGACAUUCAAUUCUAAUACUGACAAUCAGCAAAAUAAUAACAUAAACUCCGAAACAGGGUACGAUAUGCUACAUCGUGCUUCUUCGCCGUCUCCAAUGCCACCGAUACCUCCUGCACCGUUUACAGUAGUCAGAAGUCACGUUCGUCGAUCACAAGGAAGUCACUUGUCCACAACGCAACAGCAACCACCGCCGACUUUACCUGAGAAAUCUAGUCGUAUCAGUGGCGGAUCUUCGGCGAUGAGCAGCCAAAUUACGUCUAGCAAUAAUGUGCCACCGGUUCCACCACCAUUGUCGGUGCCACGACCUCCAAAAGCAACCAGCAAAGAGCACAACAGACAGGAUCACCAUUACGAGAACACGAUCGUGAUACCCGGUACGAGACAACACGUCGUGAGGAACAUUAAUCUGGAAGCGAAUACAGCUCGAUUGUCCGCCCUGAUGAGAGGUAAGGACAAUCCCACCGGUUCUUCUAAGCCAGAAUCCGCGGCAUACGAGAACGUGAACGUCGAACACAUUUCCAAGCUGACGGCUCUCGGAUUCGCACAAGACGCCGUGAUUAGAGCUCUCGGUAUUACUAGGAACAAUCUUGAAAUGGCUUGUGACAUACUACAUGAAUUUGCCACGAAAUCGUCUUGACCAGGAUUAAAUACAGAAGAAUCGUAACUGGCUCUACUUGCCGCAUUUUUAAUGUACAUUAUAAGUAGAAACGUAUAAAACUUGCUGUCGCUGAUUACUGGAAAAAAUCGUUUUUCCCCCACAAGCUCAGAUAUCUGGAAAUUCGAGCAAUACACGCACCGAGAGCCGACAAAGAUUUCCUGCCCAGUUAAUCGGCAAUAUCUUCGAUCGUUUUUUGCACGCACCAUAUGUCGAAACAAUCUUCGUAGAAGAUAUUUUGAAAUACCAGUGUAUUUCUUUUCCUUACACAUAUUCACAUAUAUACACGAUCAAUACAAAUAGAAGAAGACUGCUUAAAACUGCGAGAAGACGCGACAAAUGUUACAAAUGUAAGUAAGAGUUUUGAACUUUACAAGAAUAGUUCGCGGCCGCUGAGUACAAAGUCUUUCGUUUCCCGCGAUCGAUGCAAGCGAAAAUUGCUACCACAUGUUUCCCUACGUAGUUCUCCAAUAACUACAUUUUUCAAUCUAAAUACUUAAGACAAGGAUUUAUAUAUACAUUUUUAAAAAGAGCAUCUGCAUGCAAUUACACGAUUGUACAGUGGCCAAAUUUAUUAAUAAGCUAAUUUAAAUGAUUCUCCCUUUUUUAUCCACAUAUGUAUUUGUCGUUGCUUGUUCCUUGAGAAAAGGAAUAUUCAGAUCAAAUUUUUACAAAAUAUUUUAAAUAAUACCUCAUAUACAUAUAAUAUAUAAAUCGAGUUUAACUACGCGCAAAUUAUAUUCGUUCCAAUCCGAUGCAAAAUACCCUUGAAUAUUUUUCAUGUGCUCCGUAGAAUUGAUAUUAACUGUAUGAAAUGUUUCGUCGAUCGCAUGUAAUGAUUAGCGUUAUUUAUCAAAUGUGAUACUUAUGUUUUAAUAAUUUUCGACUGCACUGAAUAGACCCAUCGAUGCAUGAAAGGUGAAAAUUGUUAAUCGAUAUUUAAUUAUAUUUAGAAAAAAAAGCGUGAAGAGAAAGAACCGAAUACUAGAUCAAGCGAUUUGCUUUUAAAACUAUUUUUAAUAGUUUUGAUUUGAGUAAUUUAUGAAAGUUCAAAAAUAAAAAUACUCGUAAUUGUAAAGCCUCUCUCUAUAAGAUAAUUGAACUUACGGUUAACGACGAUUCUUUGAAAUUCUGUGACUUUUCUUUGUCGUAUCAAGUCAUAUCUUAACAAUCGUAAUGAAAGACUUAAUUCUUUCCGUGUAAUAAGUAAAUAUUGUCGCCAUGAACGAUGAAGAAAACGAAAUAUACUUCAAUGUUGUGAACAAAUUACAUUGGAAUCGAUUCUACCUCGCGAUCAUACCAAAGGAAUGUCGUUAUUCUGUAAUCGAAUGAAGUACGUUGUUAAAUACCGCCUGUAAAACAGGAACAAAUCGUUAUAUUAGACUGCAUAUUUUGGAGAAGGCAAUUAAAAUGUUUAAACAAAUUGGACAAGAAUGACAGUAUUGCGCUUGCAAAAUGCAAGAAUGUGAAUAGCGUUGUUUCAUAAAUAAAAUAACGGUCAUUUAAAUGAAUACGACUUGUCCUACGAACUUAAACAAUGAUUAUAUUUAACAAAAAUAGAUGUUUAUUUACAUUCUUUAUUAACAAGUGUAGUAAAAUAAUCAUUCAAUUCCAUUUGCAAAAAAAAUUAUUAGCCUCUGUUACAAAAUUUCGUAGUCCGAUAUAGGUACUCGAUGAAUUCAGCUACUCUAUUUUUCUACAUUGUAUACUAUUUUGAGAUUGGUAUGUAUUGUAACGUGUUACGAUCAUUUUGAAGACCGUUCUCUCGAAAAAAAAUCAAUCGAUACUACUACGUCCUUUAUCGCGCACUAGCAUGUAAGAUGAACCGUUUGGUGCAAUACCUAGAAUAGAAAGUAGAUAUCUUUCUUGAUUGAAUUAUUCGUUGUAAAAAUUAUUUUACAUAUUUCUCCAAAUAAAAUAACAUGUCGUUUAUAAGA